AUGUUGUCAAAUGUGGGGCGGCUUUGGGCGUCAGCGGGUGUAACAUUCUUCGUCUUGCUGUUCUGUGGAUAUACCUACUACAUAGUGGCGCUCAUUCCCAGUCCGUCGCUACCGUUAAUUGCCACGCAAAGAGUUGUCAAUGCAUCGCAACAUGAUAGAUGGAUUUUUGUGGGAGAUGUACACGGGAUGUUCAAAGAGUUCCAGGAACUUAUGCAGCAAGUGGAUGCCUCGAGGCCCAACACCAAAGUUGUGCUGUUAGGCGACUUCAUCGUCAAAGGACCUGACUCGGCAAAAAUGAUUCACUACUUGCGAGAAAAUGCAAACUCCACGCACUGUGUUCUUGGAAACCAUGAAAUAGAUGUGAUGUUUGCGUACUUGAACAAAAAGGGCCUCAGGACAAACUUUGCGCAGGAUAAAGGCUCGCGGUGGGAUCCCUUGGAGUUCAGCACCGAGAGCUACAUCCCCUCGCGCGAUCAGGUAAGCUCGCAGCACGGACUUUUAGCGCAACAACUCGGGCAGUCUAAUUUAGCGGCUCUGGCUUCUUUGUGCAGUGCUGAACUGCAAAUUAAUUUGACGCCAACGGGACAGACGCUGGUGGCCGUUCAUGCGGGGCUCGCCCCGGAAUAUCAAGAAUUUGAUUCUCUCAACAUCAAGUCCAUCACGACGAUGAAGUAUAUGCUGCCGAAAGACCACUCAAAAACAUCCAAAUUCAAGUUUGACAAAGCCCGUCGCUGGUUCAAGCUCUGGACCCGCGAAUCAGCGCCUGAAGGCGUUACCGUUCUAUAUGGACAUGACGCGGGCCGCGGUUUGAACCUCCGUCAUAGCACCAAGGGCUUAGAUUCCGCUUGUGUUAGUGGUGGUAAACUCUCAGCAUUAGAGUACGUGUUCAAAGGUGGUCGCUAUCACGAAUUCCUGCACCAAGUUGGGUGCAGACAAUUUGGGUAG
Lachancea dasiensis is the source of this 945-nucleotide messenger RNA. NCBI's taxonomy places the organism in Eukaryota, Fungi, Ascomycota, Saccharomycetes, Saccharomycetales, Saccharomycetaceae. The record is from the annotation of a GenBank genome assembly.